AAAAUUUGGCCGAAGUUCAACAUUUUGAAGUAUUAAUUCAGGCUAGCACUACUAAUGGCUUAAAGAAAGACAGCAAAAUUUUACUUAAUCGAGCCUGUCUGUCUAUUAGAGGUAGUAAUUAUUAUGACGGAUUACCUUAUUCAUCUCAGAAAUAUGAAAAUAGGCGACAAUUCUGGCAAAAGGAUGUCAAUGAAAGGCUUUCUUCUCUUAGACAAUGUGGAAUAUCUUCUAUCAAUGCUGACGAAGAAA
Molecule: messenger RNA, 249 nt
Organism: Entrophospora sp. SA101
Lineage: Eukaryota; Fungi; Glomeromycota; Glomeromycetes; Entrophosporales; Entrophosporaceae
Source: the annotation of a GenBank genome assembly